AUAAUUUCCAACAGGUGGAAGUUGGACUCUGAAUGGUUUCAGAUUUCGGCAAGGAAGGAGAACAAUCAUGUCCAAGAAGUUGAUCAACGAGGUGGAUCGAGUAGUGGAGGAUAUGCUGGAGGGUUUGGUGGCCUCGAACCCUGGCCUUCGAUUGGUUCGCGAUUCCAACGUCGUCAUCAGUGCCAGGGCAAACGAAGUCAAAGGGAAGGUCGCCAUCAUCUCUGGUGGCGGCUCUGGACACGAACCGUUCGCGGCUGGUUUCAUUGGACAAGGGAUGUUGACGGCGGCGUGUCCAGGUCCUAUCUUCACGUCCCCACCCAGCAAAUUAUCUCGGACAGCCAUUCGUUUGGUUGCUCAACAUCAGCCGGCGGGAAUAAUAGUUUUCGUGUACAAUUACACGGGUGACCGAUUGACGUUCGGGAUUGCGGUGGAGAAGGAGAAAGUGGAGAACGCCUCGGGAAUCCCGAUUGAAAUGUAUGUGAACGGGGACGACCUGGCCCUUGACUACGCGUCUAAAGCCGGGCGCAGAGGCCUCGCUGGCAAUCACCUCCUUAUGAAGAUCGCGGGAGGGAUGGCGGAGGAUGGUAAGAGCAUCCAGGAUGUCAUGAAUGCCUUGAAAGAGUCGAGUAAGAACCUGGGGACGAUGGGAGUCGCUCUCACCCCGUGUAGCAUCCCAGGUCAAGGUCCCCUAUUCGACCUCGCUUCCGAUGAAAUAGAACUCGGCUUGGGAGUCCAUGGCGAAGCUGGCGUCAGACGUACCAAGAUACGUUCGAGUUCCGAAGUGGUGGCUACCAUUUUGAACCGGAUCGUGUCUGGUCUGGACCUGGUGAAAGGCGACGAAGUCAUCUUACUUCUCAACAAUCUCGGAGGAACUCCAAAAAUGGAGGAACUCAUCACCAUUCGAGAUGCCAUUCUGAAUCUCGAGAUCCGGGGUAUGAAAGUGGUUCGAGCCCUGUCAGGACAGAUGAUGACCUCGCUGGAAAUGGCUGGGAUCCAGAUCUCCGUGCUGAAGGUGACCAAUCACCCUGAAUGGUUGAGGUACCUGGAUGCACCCACGGAUGCCCCGGCUUGGCCCCGUCCUCUUAUGAUGCCCGGAAUCAAGAACCGAUUCACACCGGACAGGCUGCCGAGUCCAGCUCUGACGACGACACUGGAGAAUAUAGACCCAGGACUGGGCAUCACUGACCCAGAGGUCACGAAAAAGAUCCGUGUGGUCCUUGAAGCCGUCUGCAAGGAUCUUCUAGCCAAGGAAAGGACGUUGAACUCCUACGAUUCCAGGAGUGGAGAUGGAGAUUGCGGCGCCGCCAUAGCCAGAGGGAUCGGAGGUAUGAGAAGGAAGGAAAUACAGGGUGUCUCAAAAGAAGUGUCCAGGCGCCUCGAGUCUGGUUCCUUGGACUUAAAACACCCGAAGGUAUUGUCUUUACAUCUGGCGGAUAUUGCGGAAAACACAAUGGGCGGAUCUUCCGGUGGACUCUAUAGUCUUUUCUUCACUGCCGCUUCCCACGCCUUUCAUCUCGACAAGCUACAGGACAAGAAGACUCUCGACUGGCCUUCUCUAUGGUGCCUCGCCCUUCAAUAUGGCCUGACGGCCAUUCAGAAAUACGGUGGAGCAGAGCCCGGCGAUCGAACCAUGUUGGAUGCGCUUGUUCCGGCCCACAAGGCGCUAAGUGAAGCGCUGUACAAGCAGGCGGGGAGGAAUGCCGCGCUGCAGGAGUUGCGGGCGGCUGCGGAAAAGGGUGCUGAGGAAACUCGGAGAAUGGAGGCGAAAGCAGGCCGGGCCUCCUACGUCAGCAAGGAAGAACUUGUGAACCCUGACCCUGGCGCUACCGCAGUCUCAAUCUGGAUCGGCGCCGUCUCCCGAGUCCUUUUGGGUCCCACCGAUUGAUUCCUAGCCUCCCCACAUGCGUUCCUACGUGAUAGUGUUUCUAUGAAGGUCUUGAAGUCUACCUCUUAUAAAAUAACGGGUUAACGGCUUCAGUACCGUGAUGGAUAUAGUGGACCCAUAUCGUGCAGGACUUCACGAAUCCCUCUUCUCAAGCGCUAAAACUGUCAUGCCGACGGAAUGCUUGGGCGAGGAUGACUAGGCUUGGCUCUGCUCCCACAUUUGUUCUUCCGUUUCUGCUUCUUCGCGAGUGCCAUCAACUAUCCCAGCUUAUGUCAUCCUAUGUGGUACAUCGACCAUCUUCUACCUUAGAGAAAGCCCUCCGCUUGAAUCAGUCUCGAAAAAGAAAAAGUAACUCUAUUGCAAUCCCAAAAUGGGCAAAGGAUGGAAGAUUUCAUCCCAUGUUUCCUAAUUUCUUCGAUUCAGAAUUACUUCUGUUCGAUUCGGGAGUGGCUUUCAAUGUAUCUCUCUUCCGUACGGAGCACUUGAAAACGUCCCCCAAGUUAACCGAAUAAAUUGGUUGUGCAACUCGCAUUAUCGACUGAUAAUCACGUGAGUUGCUUCACGAGUUUAAUGCUGCCCAGAAAUUCAGGAAGUCUUAAGAACUUAGUCUUAGUCUGAAUUCGAGUUCAGUUAGGACGCUCCCUGGUUCUGGUCAUGUGUCUGGGUUAAAUAAAAAAAUUUCCUGAAUAAAC
Molecule: messenger RNA, 2577 nt
Organism: Darwinula stevensoni
Lineage: Eukaryota; Metazoa; Arthropoda; Ostracoda; Podocopida; Darwinulidae
Source: the annotation of a GenBank genome assembly